AUGCCCUCCAUGAAGCUUGCCAUCGUCGGUGCGCUCGCUGCUCUCUUCGUCGGCGUCCAGGCUCAAGGUUAUCCGGGCUACGCGGGCUAUCCCCCUUACCCCGGCUACCCCAACAACGGUCAGGGCACUACCUCAAUCCCAACGACGAGCCUCUCCAGCUCGUCCACCAGCUCGAGCUCGAGCUCGUCGACGUCGACGAGCCACUCCAGGUCGCGCCACUCGACCUCGUCGUGCCCGACCGCGUCCACCGUGACCCGCACCAUCUCGCCCACCUUCACCUACACCAUCACCGAGCGCGCGACCGUCACCGUCGCCCCCGCGCGCAAGCGCGAGCCGCGCCACCCGCACGGCGUGCUCCUCCCCCGCCUGGAGAUCACCAUCACCGUUCUCGAGACGACGACUUCGCCGGCCACCGCCACCGCGACGCGCACGCUGACGUCCACGGAGACUGACACGGCGACCUCGACGCGCACGCGCACGAGCACCUCGCGCACGACGGAGACGGACACGUCCACGAGCACUAUUACGCGCACCUCGACGUCGGUCACUACCACCACUGUGCCCGUCACUCGCUCGCGCACGGUGACUAGCUUCGAGACGGAGACGGCUACGCGCACGAUCACUCGCACCAGCACGGUUGGCGAGACGACGGUUAACAGAGCAGGUGGGAGGAUGCGCGCCGUAGAGACUGGGGCGUAG
Molecule: messenger RNA, 699 nt
Organism: Trametes versicolor FP-101664 SS1
Lineage: Eukaryota; Fungi; Basidiomycota; Agaricomycetes; Polyporales; Polyporaceae
Exons: 2
Coding region: 1-699 (232 amino acids)
Source: RefSeq, a predicted model, not a curated record